GCGAAACUGACCUCUUCCAUUUCCAUAUGUUUCGGUGCCCGAUAAAUCAAACAGGACGAGGACGGACCCCAUCCGCUCAUAAUGGUUGCCCUGUCCACAGCAAUAAUCCUCACCCACCCCCGCAAGUGAAUACAAAUACUUGAAAACCGAUUGAGAGCAUAUGAGCGGCAGGCAAAGAGAACCAUAAAAUUAGGGGAAUACAAAUACCGUACGCAGCUCAGUGAUAUGCAGCAGUCCCACGGGAGAUCAGAGGCAAGGCAGGUCUGCCUCGAGGCCUGUUGCCCAACGCCUCUCCUUGGGCUGCCCGAUCCCCGUAGCUUGGCCUCGAGACCGCAGAGCUCCUCGUCGGUUUCCCGGAGGAACUUCGCGUCCACGGCCACUUCCUCCAUCUUCCCCAACACCCAGUUCACGAACCACGAGUCCCUCCCCUCCCUCCAACAAGCCUUCUCCGAGUUCAUCGCUGUCUACUCACAGUAUCCCGAGACCGACCGGAUCGAUCAGAUUCGAGCCCGAGACUACUUCCACCUCUCACUUUGUAACUACACCUGCCUCGACUAUAUUGGCAUAGGUCUCUUUUCCUACUCCCAGCUCCAUAACAGCGACAGCUCAAGCUCCCCGAGGCCGAGAGAUGACGAAGCUGGGUCCACGUCUUCCCAUGUGCCGAGAUCGGAUUUCCCCUUCUUUAGUAUAUCUUACAAGACCGGGAGCCUGCAGACGCAGCUGCUCCACGGUGGGCAAGAAUCGGAAUUGGAAUCCUUGAUGAAGAAGAGGAUAAUGAGAUUCCUUAACAUCUCCGAGACCGACUAUAGCAUGGUUCUCACUGCAAACAGGACCUCCGCCUUCAAGCUCGUGGCCGAAUCCUACCCUUUCCAGUCGAGCAGGAAGCUCCUCACUGUCUAUGACUACGAGAGCGAGGCAGUAGAAGCAAUGAUCAACAGCUCCGAGAAGAGAGGGGCCCAUGUGAUGACGGCAGAGUUCGUCUGGCCGAGGCUGAGGAUCCACACUUCAAAGCUGAAGAACAUGGUGGUCCGGAUGAAGAAGAAGAAGAGGGACAAGAGGGGACUCUUUGUGUUCCCUGUCCACUCGAGAGUGACUGGAGCUAGGUACCCUUAUCUGUGGAUGAAUAUGGCUCAGGAGAAUGGGUGGCACGUCCUACUCGAUGCGUGUGCAUUGGGUCCGAAGGACAUGGACAGCUUUGGCCUGUCCCUCAUUCGGCCCGACUUUGUUGUAAGCUCCUUCUACAAGGUUUUCGGCGAAAACCCGUCGGGAUUCGGGUGCCUGUUCGUGAAGAAAUCAGCCAUUCCAAUCCUCGAGACCUCGACAAGCCUCGGGAUUGUGAGUCUCAUCCCGGCAGUUGGGAAGAAGCUGCUCCAGCUUCCCGGUGAAUCGUCAGAUGACAUCUCCAAUUCCAGCUCUUUCUCGGGCCCGAUACCAAUGCUGAUGGAUUCUGGGAACUCCAAAUCACAUGAAGUGGCCAUAGAGCACGAGAGACCAGAAAACUCUGCGGCAAAGAUGGCACAAGAAACCGAUGAGAUCACAAAAGGCAGAACAAAAGGGAAAACAGAGAUCAAAUGUGAUGGCCUCGAUCAUGUGGACUCGUUGGGAAUGAUACUGAUCGGGAACAGGGGAAGGUGCCUGAUCAACUGGCUGGUGAAUGCCCUGAUGAAGCUCGAGCACCCCAACAGGGAAGGGGCGCGUCUCAUCAGGAUAUACGGGCCAAAGAUAAAGUUCGACCGCGGGCCUGCAUUAGCUUUCAAUGUGUUUGACUGGAAAGGAGAGAAGAUUGAGCCUCCUCUUGUGCAGAAACUCGCCGAUAGGAGCAACAUCUCCCUCAGCUAUGGGUUCUUGCACCACAUAUGGUUCUCCGAUAAGUACGACGAGGAGAAGGCCAAAGUCUUGGAGAAACGAUCAAAGGGGACAGGAACUGGCAUCAGGAAGGAGAAAGCUGAUCAAGUGGUAAUGGUGGUCACGCUUGCUCUGAGUUUCCUGACCAACUUUGAGGAUGUGUACAAGCUCUGGGCGUUUGUUGCUCAAUUUCUGGAUGCGGACUUUGUGGAGAAGGAGAGGUGGAGAUACACAGCUCUGAACCAGAAGAUGAUGGAAGUUUAGCAACAAAUAUCCGACUCGCCUUUUUUCCUUUUCAGCUGUUACUCAAUCAAUGGGUUCCAUUCCAUAAAAAUUGGAAUGGGAUGCGACUCAAUAUUAUUCACAUGCCGCAACUACCCGACGAAUGAAAGGUUCACGUAAACAAAUGCAUUCUUUCUGAUAAAUUGUCCA
This is a messenger RNA of Punica granatum (pomegranate), 2277 nucleotides long. The record is from RefSeq and is a predicted model, not a curated record. NCBI's taxonomy places the organism in Eukaryota, Viridiplantae, Streptophyta, Magnoliopsida, Myrtales, Lythraceae.